AUGGCGAUGAAUACAGUAGAAGCAGAGCAGAACUGUGUCAAUAACUGUAAAUAUACCCUGUGGGACAGUCCCCUCAUUGAUCUGAUUUUCUCCAACCAGUACCUUCAGAUCACAACUACUGUGCCAUCCACUUCGGUCUAUGGGUUUGGUGAACACGAGCACCUGUCCUUCAAACACAGCAUGGACUUCGUCACCUACGCUGACAAAACCUAUGAGAAAAAACAAAAUCGAGUUGUACCUAAUGCGCUGUUUAUGUUUCAGCCAUUUGCCAACCUCUAUGGAGUUCACCCUUUCUAUAUGUGUGUAGAAGCUGACUCCAAUGCACACGGUGUUCUCCUACUGAACUCCAAUGCACAAGACGUUUCUCUGAGUCCAAACCCAUCCUUAACUUUCCGCACUAUUGGAGGGAUCCUCGACUUCUACAUCUUCCUUGGACCCACUCCUGAAAACGUAGUUCAGCAAUACACAGAGGCCAUCGGACGCCCACACAUGCCUGCCUACUGGUCUCUGGGAUUUCAUCUUUCCCGAUGGGGUUAUGGCAGCAUUGAUGUUUUAAAAGAAACUGUCGAUCGCAUGCACUACUACGAUAUCCCAUAUGAUGUCCAACAUCUUGAUAUUGACUCCAUGGAACGUCAGCUGGACUUUACCUAUGAUAAAGUGAAUUAUGCAGGUCUGCCAGAGUACAUCCAACAGCUGAAGCAGGAAGGAAUGCACAGUGUCGUGAUUCUGGACCCUUUCAUAGCUAAGGACGAAGAACCAGGCACUUACAGGCCUUACGAUCUCGGAGAGGAAAUGGGAAUCUGGGUGAACAACUCCGAUGGCGUAACUCCUGCUGUUGGAAAGGCCUGGCCCUCCGGAGACUCGGUGUUUCCUGACUACACCAACCCCAGGACAGCUGAGUGGUGGACCCAGAUGUGUCUGGAGUUUAAGGAUGUGCUUGACUACGAUGGGAUCUGGAUUGAUAUGAACGAACCGUCCAAUUUCUUAAAUGGUCAGUAUCCUGAAUGCGCUGUUAAUGAUAUCAAUAACCCUCCCUACGUUCCUAACAUUUCUGACCGUUCCCUGGCGCAAAAGACAUUGUGUCCCGACUCCAAGACUUAUCUGGGAGAGCACUAUAACACGCACUCCCUCUUCGGCUGGUCACAGACAGCACUAACUUUUCAUGUUGCCCAACAGGCAACUGGAAAGCGAGCAUUUGUCUUGAGUCGGUCUACAUUCGUAGGCAGUGGGAAGCAUGGGGGUCACUGGCUGGGUGACAACUUCUCUCAGUGGAAUGACAUGCACCUGUCAAUCAUUGGAAUCCUGGAAUUCAACCUCUUUGGUAUCCCCUACAUCGGUGCUGAUAUCUGUGGGUUUAACUAUGACACUGCCUAUGAACUGUGCUUGCGCUGGAUGCAGCUGGGCUCUUUCUAUCCAUUUUCCAGGAACCACAAUGCAGUGGGAAAUAGUGAACAAGACCCAGCAGUGUUUGGAGAAGAGUUUGCCAAGAUAUCUCGUGCUACGCUUCGGAUCAGAUACUCACUGCUGCCAUACUUAUACACCUUGUUCUUCGAGUCUCAUGUUCACGGAAACACGGUGGUGCGGUCACUGAUGCACGAAUUUACCUUCGAUCAGCAGACUCAUGGAAUAGAUACUGCCUUCCUUUGGGGACCUGCUCUCAUGAUUGCUCCUGUUCUUCAAGAGGGUGUUAAAGUGCCAAGUGUCUGGAACAAGCAAUAUGUUAGUGUGGAUGCCCCACUGAGCAAGAUCCCUCUGUUCAUCCGUGGAGGCUACGCCCUGCCAGAACAGGAACCAGCCACGACCACCACUAAGAGCCGUCUGAAUCCAUUUGGGCUCAUUAUCGCCUUGGAUGAACAAGGAGAAGCUUCUGGGUCUCUCUUCUGGGAUGACGGUGAUUCGAUCGACACUAUUGAAAAUGAGAACUACUUCUUGGCUAAAUAUACAUACAGCAAAGGAAAUCUGAAGACGGAAAUACUUAAAAAUGGCUACCGAGGGGCUGACACUCUGAAGUACAACAAAAUUACGAUUCUUGGCCUGAAGCAGAGACCUCAUGCUGUUGCUCUGAAUGGAAGAGCCAUCCGUGGAGAUGCUUUCUCUUAUGAGCUGAGUGGGGUAAGAGCUGCGCUGAGCAAUUAUGAAAAACCUUAG
Molecule: messenger RNA, 2148 nt
Organism: Opisthocomus hoazin
Lineage: Eukaryota; Metazoa; Chordata; Aves; Opisthocomiformes; Opisthocomidae
Source: RefSeq, a predicted model, not a curated record